AUGGACAAGGGUGGCAACGAAAUUUCCAGGGAUUCAUGGGAGUCAUUCACCAUGUACGACGAUACAGGCGCAGUAUCAGAUAGUGAUGAAAUGGACGAUGAUUCUUCUGAGGUAACUAGUAAUUCUUCCUCGUUUCAUCAAGAGUACAGUCGCGAGUCAAAUUCAGAUGACGAAGAUAACGUCAGUGUUUCAACGGACAGCAGUGCAGAACAAUUGGGAGAAAUAUUGGAAGAAAAUAAUAAUGAUCCCAACAAUAACAUGGAAGGUGGGGAGGAGGAUCAAGCAGAGGAUAUCAGGCCAAUCGUAGAACGACCAGUAAGUCCACAGCCAGGAUGUAGUAAGGACUUUAAUUGCAAUGAGAAUCCUGUUAGAAGAAAUGCUGAUAUACACAAAGCGGCCAUUAGACUUAAAACAUUUUUGAACAAUAUCUCUUACUACCACAUUGUCAGCGCCUUGCGAGAAAAGCCCAAUCUUGAACACGAAAUUAUUCGAUUGCUCACUAAAUCAAACAACGAACCAUCAUUAAAACGAAGCCACAGUGAUGAUGACAUUUGUAAUAUUGAAACAAAGAGAUUGACUGUUCAUGUACCAUCUGUACGCCCUAGACACAACGAGAUGGAACACGUGUUCCGAAGCCCAACGCCGGAAGUCGUCCUCGAUGGUGAACCGGAAGUAAAUAAUCGAGCCCAAGAGCUAACACCUCCAAGAGUUGAAGGUCACGGGAGUGUGAAUUAUUAUAGAAAUUCAGCACCUAUUAGGAUCGACUCAAGUGAUGAUGAUGAUACGGUUAUGCCCGGAUUAUCGAGUAGAAUCCCUGCAUCGUGGAUGCUUCCCGUGAAACGAACGUCAUACACGAAUGGUCCUGGUCCAUCAUCUGUCCCUAGUCCUAGCCAAACCAAAGAUUCGAGGUCAACUGAUCAUUCAAUGUCGUGGAAAUCGGUGAGACCAUCAUAUGAGUGUACUAGGGUUGCUGGCAGAGCAUUACGAGGCGCUCGGCUUCUUUCAGACCUUAACCCAGCACCAGCUACAAUAGUCCGAGAAGAGCAGGCAACUGUGAAGACAGCCCCAAAAUCGAUGGCACCUAAGCCGAUUAAUAUGAAGAGAAGUAUAGUUCGAGGAAUACCCGGUCCUGCAGGAUCUUCUCAAACACGAGUAGGCGUCGAUCAUAGUCCUAUAAUAGCGGGUCAGGCACUGGCUAAUGACGCCCCUAUGAAAAUUAAGAUUCUAAGAAAUGGCAAUAACAGCCACGUCAUUCCAGCCCGUAGAUAUCCACUAAGCAUACCACAAGAUGCUACAAUGAAUCUAAACAGGCAAGGAUCUGGUGCACUGCAAUAUCGCUCAUCUUUUCAUAUUCCACAGCCCGCCGGUGAGCCUGUACCGGGGCCUUCAAUAACACUCGACCGACAAGCUCAAUUGCGGCGUGAGCUCCAAGAAGCAGAUCGUGAAAUAAGAGACAGAAUUAAUUAUUGUAUGCGUCAAGAGGCGGAAAAGCAACGAGCUCAGUGCGAUGGUGUUCUCCCACAGGCUCCACCAGUAAAGCCUCGUUCUACGGACAAUUAUUCAAGGCGAUUACCAAUGACUUAUGAGGAAGAAACGGCAGAAGCUGUCUCUUCGCUAAUUCCCCUGAUCCAUGUUGAUGGAGCUCUGGAUUCAUUUCCCUCUCCCAAACAAAAUGACGUGUAUUGUCUCGAAAUUUACACCAAAUUACGUGCGAUGUUCCCAAACAUAAAAAAAGGAUAUAUUAAACGAAUUACACCAAUUGAUUGGACACCAAAUAUCCCUCAUGAUGUACAAUUUGGCCAAAUCGUUGAACGUUUACUGGCUAAUGAAGAUUCAUGGGAGUUGGAUACGGCCAUGGAUGAACCCCAAGAAUUACAAGGAACUGCGAGAGAGGCACGAACUGUCGAUGACACGUAUGAGCAUUUAUUGGAAAUAUUUCCAGACGCUGAUCCGACAUUUUUACGUGAUACAGCGGAAGAUACACACAAUGAUCAUCAGGCUCUAGAAGCAUUUAUUGAGAAAAGUCUGAAAUCACCUACUUAUCCUACCAGAGAACAGUAUCUGUCAAAAAUGAGAAUUACUGAAGAACAACUUCUUUAUACAAGUAACUUCACUGUUCCUGCAUUUUUAGAAAAAUUUCCCGAUCCAUUUAAACAUUUUAUAGAUGCAAGUCGAAAGUGUAAACACAAUACGGUGGGAUUUGAAUUUUUAAAAAGUCAAUUCAACCGCAUCAAAGUUGUUACUGUCUCGAAAGUGUAUAGUGACGCUCAGUGGAAUCUGAGCAUUGCAGCGGCUCGACUCAAGAAAAUUGGUGUUGAUAUGAGCAGUAGUCGCAAAUCAUAUGAAAUUCCAACCGAGGACAUCAACAUGCUUCAGGAAAUGGCCUUUAUUCUCCAUCAAAACGAGAUUAAAAAAUACAUUGAUGAUAGAAAACAGGUAGAAGAAGCUGAAUUCAAAAAGUUGAAGAAUGCUAAUCGGCUUGUGGAAUGCCAGUGUUGUUUUGAUAAUGAAUGCAUGCCAUCCAAGUGCUCAUCAUGUGAUCAAGGCCAUAUUUUUUGUAACGCUUGUAUCAUUAAAGGUACUGAUACAAGGCUGGGUGACGGUGACACUCAUGUGCCAUGUUUUCAAGACUGUGGAUCUGAAUUUAGUCUUGCGACGCUGCAAAAAAUUUUAAAGCCAACCAAGUUCAGUAUUCUUGUAAAGAAACGUCAAGCUGCGGAGGUAGCUGCUGCUGGGUUGGAAGGAUUAGUCUCCUGUCCAUUUUGUCCUUUUGCUUCGAUCCCACCCGAGGGUUAUAAAGUAUUCAAGUGUCUAAAUCCCGAAUGUAUGAAAGAGUCAUGCAUUCAGUGCAAAGAGCCAAAUCAUGUUCCUUUAAAAUGUAGUGAAGUUGGUAAAGCUGAUAAAGCACGUAAAUACAUUGAAGAAAAAAUGACAGAAGCCCUUGCACGCAAGUGCUACAAUUGCAAAAAGGCAUAUUUUAAAGAGGAAGGUUGUAACAAAAUUACGUGCCACUGUGGGGCCAUUAUGUGCUAUCUCUGCGACAAGAAGAUUACAGAUUACAACCAUUUCCGUGGACAAGGAUGUGAUGAUAUGACUAAAUGUCCACUGUACAGUGAUAAUGCUGUGUUGAAUGCUGAAACUGUUCGUAGAGUCGCCAAUGAAGCCAGGAUUGAAUUACUGAGGCAGGAUCCAUCCCUCAACAUUGAAACUGAUCAUCUGUUACCAACUGUACCUCCACCGUCGGCUGGUCCACAUCAGCAGAUUCUCCAAGCUCCUCAUUUUAUACCUCAACGUGCACAUCGUCUGCAUAUAGUGCACGCUCACCACCGACGUCUUCCAGCUCAUCUUCAGCCCCAUUUUCAUAAUCAUCCAUGAACUAAAUGAGUAUUUCCAUUUCCGUUAAGUCCUACAGAAGCAAAGAAGAAAAGGUAGCAAGGAAAUUCAAAGUAUUUAUGUUAUUACACAAAUGAACAAAAAAAAUUUUAUAGUAUGAUUGUUUGUUUAUCAUUUUUGUGUUGGUACUCCUAGUGAUAAAUUAUUCCAUUUAGAUCGAAUGAUGUCGAGAAUAAUAUUAUCUAGCGAGUUGUUAUGUGAAUAUAAGAUAAAACUUGAAAAGGGUACCUGAAAAAAUGUUCCUAAAUAAAUAUUUGCAUUUUUAUAUUGAA
Diachasmimorpha longicaudata is the source of this 3665-nucleotide messenger RNA. RefSeq lists its product as uncharacterized. Gene Ontology annotation, cellular component: LUBAC complex. Gene Ontology annotation, molecular function: ubiquitin binding; ubiquitin-protein transferase activity. The transcript is spliced from 5 exons. Lineage: Eukaryota; Metazoa; Arthropoda; Insecta; Hymenoptera; Braconidae. The record is from RefSeq and is a predicted model, not a curated record. The coding region runs from base 1 to 3375 and encodes 1124 amino acids. Gene Ontology annotation, biological process: protein linear polyubiquitination; proteasome-mediated ubiquitin-dependent protein catabolic process.